CACAUGUCUUCUUCAACCCAAGAACUGCUCAACAAACUUCUGAAGAACCCAAUCGCCAUCAAAUCAAAUCUCCAAGCCAAACAACUCCACGCCCAGAUUCUCAAAACCACAACAAACCCAUCUCCCUCCCAAAUCUCCUCUCUUCUCUCUCUCUACUCAAACUUCACCAACCUCUUCCGCUACUCACUUCUUCUCUUCCAAACCCUCCACUCUCCCCCACCUCUUGCUUGGAAAUCCAUCAUCAGAUCCUACACUUCCCAUGGCCUUUUCCUCCAAUCCGUCACUUCUUUCGUCCGAAUGAGAGCUUUUCAAAUAUACCCAGAUCAUAAUAUCUUUCCAUCGGUGGUAAAAUCUUGUGCCAUGAUCAAGGACUUGAGGUUGGGAGAAUCCGUACAUGGGUCAAUAAUUAGGUACGGAAUGGACUCGGAUUUGUAUACCUGCAAUGCGUUGAUGAGCAUGUAUUCAAAGUUUCAGAGCUUGGAUAAUGAGCACCAGUUGUUUGAUGAAACGCCUCAAGGAAAGGAAAUGCACAAAAUGGAAGUUAAAAGAGUUGUGCAGAUUAAUAGUGUGAGAAAAGUCUUUGAUAUGAUGCCUUAUAAGGAUAUUGUUUCAUGGAAUACUGUGAUUGCGGGGAAUGCACAGAACGGGAUGUAUGAAGAGGCUUUGUCUAUGCUUAGAGAGAUGGGGAAUGACAACAUGAAGCCUGAUGCUUACACUUUGUCCAGUGUUCUUCCUAUAUUUGCGCAGUAUGUGGACAUAAUCAAGGGUAAGGAGAUUCACGGGUAUGCCAUAAGAAAUGGGUUUCAUGUGGAUGUGUUCAUUGGAAGUAGCUUAAUUGACAUGUACGCAAAGUGUACUACAACGGAAGAUUCGCUUCGAGUAUUUGAUUUUUUAUCCUGUCAUGAUGCCGUUGCGUGGAACUCUAUCAUUGCGGGAUGUGUGCAGAACGGAAUGUUUGAUGAAGGUCUAAGAUUCUUCCGGCAGAUGUUGGUGGCUAAAAUUAAGCCGAUGCAGGUUACCUUUUCUAGCAUCAUGCCAGCUUGUGCCCAUUUGACAACUCUCCAUUUGGGCAAGCAACUCCAUGGAUACAUAAUCAGGUCAAGGUUUGAUGAUAAUGUGUACAUCGCAAGCUCGCUAGUGGACAUGUACUCCAAAUGUGGGAACAUUAGGAUAGCUAGGUGGAUUUUCGAUAGAAUAGAGACGCAUGACAUAGUGUCCUGGACAGCAAUCAUCAUGGGAUGUGCUUUCAAUGGUUAUGCCUAUGAUGCCAUUUCCUUAUUCGAGCGGAUGGAAGUGGAGGGAACAAAACCUUGUUAUGUGACGUUCAUAGCUGUAUUGACUGCCUGCAGUCAUGCGGGGUUGAUUGAUAAAGCAUGGGAAUAUUUAAAUUCCAUGACCCUAAGAUUCGGUAUUGCUCCUGGAUUGGAGCACUAUGCUGCUGUUGCAGACCUUCUCGGUCGAGCUGGAAGGUUGGAGGAAGCUUAUAAUCUUAUCUCCAACAUGAGUAUAGAACCAACAGGAAGUGUAUGGUUAACAAUCUUAGCUGGUUGUAGAGUUCAUAAGAACGUUGAAUUGGCCGCAAAGGUUGCUGAGAAAAUAUUCACGGUUGAUCCUGGGAACAUGGGUGCAUAUGUGAUUUUGUCGAACAUUUAUGCUGCCGCUAGGAGAUGGAAAGAUGUAGCAAGAUUGAGAGUCUCUAUGAAGAAAAGGGGAAUGAGAAAGAAGCCAGCCUGCAGCUGGAUUGAAGUUGGAAACAAGGUGCACGCCUUUGUGGCGGGUGAUGAAUCACACCCAUUCUAUGACAGAAUAAAUGAGACUCUGAAAGUUCUCUUGGAAAAGAUGGAACGGGAAGGAUAUGUGCCCGACACAAAUGAGGUUCUCCAUGAUGUGGACGAGGAGCAGAAGAAGGCAUUGUUGUCUGGCCACAGUGAACGACUCGCCAUUGCGUUUGGCAUUCUCAGCACUCCUGCUGGUACACCAAUUCGGAUAACGAAGAACAUCCGAGUCUGUGUGGAUUGUCACACGGCAAUAAAAUUUAUCUCAAAAAUUGUAGGUAGAGAGAUAAUUGUUAGGGACAAUAGCCGGUUUCACCAUUUCAAUGGUGGUCAGUGCUCUUGUGGAGAUUAUUGGUGA
Messenger RNA from Morus notabilis, 2133 nucleotides. RefSeq names its product putative pentatricopeptide repeat-containing protein At3g23330. Lineage: Eukaryota; Viridiplantae; Streptophyta; Magnoliopsida; Rosales; Moraceae. The coding region runs from base 4 to 2133 and encodes 709 amino acids. Gene Ontology annotation, biological process: RNA modification. The record is from RefSeq and is a predicted model, not a curated record. Gene Ontology annotation, molecular function: RNA binding; protein binding; zinc ion binding. The transcript has a single exon.